AAGAGAACGUCCAUCUCCUCUUGCAACCCAUGAGCACCAUGUCGUUCUACAACUACGUUGAUACGCCUAACGCCAAUCUGAUUUGCUGUAUAUGUCGAGCACCUUACAUAGAUCCUGUAACGACGAGGACGUGCUAUCAUACGUUCUGCCGCGAGUGCAUCGGGCGGGCUUUAGCACACUCCUCGCACUGUCCUGUCGAUCGGUCACCAUUGGCCUCAGAAGACCUCAUCCCCGCCAGCCCAAUAGUCAUCGCUCUACUCGAUGAACUCGAGGUCGAAUGUAUACAUCGGUCCGCUGGCUGCAAGACCACCUGCCAGCGCCAGAGUCUCGCGUCUCACCUCAAGGAUUCAUGUCAAUACAACCCUUCGACAAGUACCCCAAUACCGGAAACGAGGGACGGCGAGAAGGAGUCAAGCGAGGUCGCCUCGCAAGAGGACGCGACCUUGGACAUGACUGCUUGCCCCCACUGCCUCGAUCAUCCCCCUUCCACCCUAGCCUCGCACCUGAAAUCUUGCACUGAGAGGGAGGUCCCUUGCACUCACUCACAGAGAGGCUGCCAAUGGAGAGGGCGCUUGGCUUCUCUAACAUCCGAACACAUACCCUCGUGCCCCUUCGAAGCAAUCAAGGGCUUCUUCACUAUGAAUGACAACCGAUUCUCCGAGGUCUUAGGAGACAACCUCCUGCUUCGGCAAAGGAUCGAAACCCUAGAGCACACAGUCAAGACAAUGAGACAUGAGCUCGACGUCAUGCGCGCCGCGCUCGGGCCCUGGUAUCGUCCGGAGUCUGUCAUGAACCUCCGCUCGCCUCAUCCUCCUCAACGGCCGCUUUCUUCCGUGCCAACUAUGCAGACGCACGAGCCGCACGCAUACACAGACGAAGGGACCGCGGACCCCCUGGCCUCGUACUUCCCGCCCGCCGACGAUAUCCCGAUAGAUUCCGCGGCUCAGCAGCGAGCACUCCGACGUGCGUCUACCGACUACAGCACCCAUGCAUCCACGUCGACCACGUCCGCUGUCGUUGCACCACUCGACCUUGGCUCAAGCCUGGAAGGCGCGCUGGUCGGCUUGCGCGAGUCCAUGGUCACGCUGGCCGCCUCAGUCGACUCGUUGGGGCGUCGCUCGGAGAUUGCCUUGACGAACGAGUCUAUGAGGCUGAAUGAAGAGGUCAUGUCCUUGCGCGCGGCAUUACAUGGGCUCCGUAUGCAGGUCCACGCCAUCAUGCUCGACAGGAACUCGCAGAUCACUGGGCGGACAAAUGAAGGAGAGACCAGCGGUUGGCUUCCUGGACCACCGCCUCCGCGACCGCCAUUUUUUCCGCCGAUGAUGUCUCCGAACGCUUCCAUCACCAAGUUGUAGUGCUUCCUUAGUCUACACUUAGAAUUCAUAAUGAAUCAGUAUA
Schizophyllum commune H4-8 is the source of this 1398-nucleotide messenger RNA. RefSeq lists its product as uncharacterized. Gene Ontology annotation, molecular function: ubiquitin protein ligase activity. The transcript has 6 exons. Gene Ontology annotation, biological process: protein polyubiquitination; ubiquitin-dependent protein catabolic process. Bases 39 to 1355 code for a protein of 438 amino acids. Lineage: Eukaryota; Fungi; Basidiomycota; Agaricomycetes; Agaricales; Schizophyllaceae. The record is from RefSeq and is a predicted model, not a curated record.